Molecule: messenger RNA, 694 nt
Organism: Anopheles stephensi (Asian malaria mosquito)
Lineage: Eukaryota; Metazoa; Arthropoda; Insecta; Diptera; Culicidae
Exons: 2
Coding region: 104-574 (156 amino acids)
Source: RefSeq, a predicted model, not a curated record
UGGCAACACUGCGGAUGACAGAUUUACUGUUUACUUCAAAUUAACUAAUCCUGGGAAUGUUUGUAAAAGUGCAAAUAACCGGCCUUUCAAGUGCUUAAGGCUGAUGGAAUCGUAUAAAAUUCAGAAUCCCGGGCUCUACGACCAAGCGUUGUCGGCUUUCGACAGCCCAUUACCCGAUAGCAACACGCAUUUGCAACAGAAGCCAGCGUUUGGAUACUGUUGCUCGAUGCCAUCACGGGCACCUUGGACGACGGUGUCUUGCAUGGAGCAUUUGGAGAAUGAAAUACGCAGCGGCAACAAGUACAAAGUCCCAACUCCAUUCUAUUCUCCACCAAUCGAACUAAUUGCCACAAUUCCUUGCAAAACGUUCCCGCUCCAACACUCGCCGUAUGUAAUACAGCCUCAGAAUGAACCGCAUUCUUAUCAUUCGUUCGAUGAGACAAUCCUACAACCUGUGCCGGACAAUCCAGAAACCGUUAAACCGACCAGUGAUAGUCGGGAUGCCUCCGGUUUACGCUGCAAACAGUGCAAUAAACAGUCCUUAAAGUUACCGGACUACGGCAAAGCCGUUUGAUUUACGAAAAAAAAUAACGAAUAUUAUGGAUUUAGCGCUGUACUGUAGUGUUAAAAAACUUGACGCGUUGUCACCGGUUGACAAAUAUGGAAAAUAUAUGCAAUUUCUGACUAAAAAAUA